Messenger RNA from Syngnathoides biaculeatus (alligator pipefish), 667 nucleotides. RefSeq names its product small integral membrane protein 30-like. The transcript has a single exon. Lineage: Eukaryota; Metazoa; Chordata; Actinopteri; Syngnathiformes; Syngnathidae. The coding region runs from base 78 to 269 and encodes 63 amino acids. The record is from RefSeq and is a predicted model, not a curated record.
UCCCACCCUUCUUUGACGUAUGCACGUAUAGCAGCUUUCCCGGAAGCACCGGUCGCACUUGCUCGAGAGCUCGAAACAUGACAGCCAAAAAGCAACUUCCACGCUAUGCGACGGCGCUUACCAGCCUGACCUUCCUCCACGCGAUCCCCCCGGUGGCCGCGUACGAUGCGGGCGACGCUGUGGCUCUGCUCCUGGGGACUGUCGUCGCCAUGGUGGGCUUCUGCGCCUGCCUGGGCUGGUACGCACGGAAGCGGAACAGACUUCUAUGAGGAAAGAGCAACAGUUCCCACCCUUGUCCUUUCUCUUUACCAGUCAACACCUGGCUUGGAAUAGUUUAUACACGUAUUCGACCAUAAUCUCCGUCCUUUUUGGAUGUUUUUUGGGGACAAAGUUUGACUGAAACUUGACAGUCAUGAACAGGAGUGAGCGCGUGACCGGAAGGAGGUCUUGGGAGAAGAAGAACCGAAAGUCCGGAAGUAGGACUGAAUAACAAGUUACACUGCUGUUUAAAAAAAAAAAAAGGACCAAUCACUGUCGUUGCUUCUAUAUAAAUGUAUUCUGCUCAAGUUGUUUAUUUUUUUAUUUUCUCAUCUUCGUUGCUAAAUGUUUGCCAAUUGUGAGAAAAAUCACUACUCCUAUCAAAAUAAAAACAUGGCGUUCUGACUAA